AUGAAAGGGAUGGCUGGAAAAGGGUUCAAUAUGAUUUUGCUGAUCUUGUGUUUCACCAAUUUGAAAAUAAUUUUGGGUCAUGAGCAUAUGGACGGAUUUGGGGAACAGCCACUGGCAAAGAUUGCUAUACACAAAAUCCUUUUGGCACUCCACAGUUCCGCUUCCAUUACUGCAGCACCAUUUCUGUUAGGAAUCAAGGGCGAGGAUACUGAAUGGGUGAAUGUUGAACUUCACUCGCCAAACCCGUCUGUGGACGACUGGGUUGGAGUUUUUUCUCCAGCAAACUUCAAUUCUUCAACGUGUCCAUACACGGCUGGAGUUGGAAAGGUAGAGGAACCAUACAUAUGCACAGCCCCAAUAAAGUACAAGUAUGCAAAUGAUUCUAAUCCAAGAUAUACAGAGACUGGGAAAGCUGUUCUGAAGUUCCAGUUGAUCAAUCAACGUGCAGAUUUCUCCUUUGCGCUAUUUUCUGGUGGAUUAUCAGAUGCUAGACUUGUUGCAGUUUCCAACUCCAUAUCAUUUGCAAAUCCUAAAGCACCUGUGUAUCCACGCCUUGCUCUAGGAAAGUCUUGGGAUGAAAUGACAAUUACAUGGACAAGUGGAUAUGAUAUAAAUGAAGCUGUGCCUUUUGUUGAGUGGGGUCUUCCAGAAGGAAGUCAAACACGAUCUCCUGCUGGAACAUUGACAUUUAAUCGCAACAGCAUGUACACAUACAGGUUGGGACAUAUGUUGGCUGAUGGUUCUUAUGUAUGGAGUAAGAAGUAUUCGUUCAAGGCAUCCCCAUAUCCUGGCCAAAACUCUUUGCAACGUGUUAUCAUAUUUGGUGACAUGGGAAAGGCUGAGCGUGAUGGUUCAAAUGAAUAUGCGAAUUAUCAACCUGGUUCACUGAACACCACCGACCAACUCAUCAAGGAUUUGAACAAUUAUGACAUUGUUUUCCACAUAGGAGAUAUGCCUUAUGCAAAUGGAUACAUUUCACAGUGGGAUCAAUUCACAGCUCAAGUGCAAGAAAUUUCAUCAACAGUACCGUACAUGAUUGCAAGUGGAAAUCAUGAACGUGAUUGGCCAAACACAGGAUCAUUUUAUGAUACUCCGGAUUCAGGUGGAGAAUGUGGUGUUCUUGCAGAAACCAUGUACUAUUUUCCUGCUGAAAAUAGAGCCAAAUUCUGGUAUGCUACAUUAAUCUAA
Sphenostylis stenocarpa is the source of this 1188-nucleotide messenger RNA. The record is from the annotation of a GenBank genome assembly. NCBI's taxonomy places the organism in Eukaryota, Viridiplantae, Streptophyta, Magnoliopsida, Fabales, Fabaceae.